AAAGACAGUUGUUUUAUUUGCGAACUGGCUCAAUCUUUUGUUUUGCAAUGUUUUCUAUAUUUUUUUUAUAACAAAUGUACAACAUUUUGGAAAUAAAAUCAAAUCGUUAAAAUAUUUUCAAAGUAAUGAAAUUUUUGAUCGUGUGGAAUUUCUAUUCCACUGUUUACCCAAGUGACGAUUUCAGGCUGAAGGCUAUUGACAGUUGCAGUACUAUUUAUGCUUGCUUGAAGAAAAUUCCUACAGUAGGAUUAUUUUGCAUCACAUUCAAAUGCACCAGCCAAAAAUGCAAUGUUUUAUUUACAAAUUUCCAUGUCUGUUUGCGAAAUGCAUUUAAAUAGAAACGCAGCAAUUUGUUAGAAGGGAUCCACCUCCCCUUGUGCAGCGUUUCCAAAAACACCUCCUUCCGUCAACAACAAACAAUAACAACAUAAACGAACGAAACAAGUUUGGGCGGCGGGAAAUAUCGUUGUGCUGAAAAGAACCGGUUCUGGGGCCGUUUUACAGCCCGGUUGGCAUUGGUUGGAGCCGGAAAAUAAAAUGAGCAAACUACGCUCUUGCUGUGUGCCUUGCUGUAAGGACGAAAAGUUUCCCCUCGUACACAAGUUUCCAUCGGACAACGAACGGGCCGAACAGUGGCGCCGUGUGCUUGGCAUCGACAGCUUCAUCGGCCUACCGAUUGAGGUGAUUCGGAAGCGUUACUACAUCUGUUCGCGUCAUUUCCGUGACUCGGACUACAAAAAUAAAGCUUCCCGCAGUAUUAAUGUAACGGCCGUACCGUCCAUUAAUCUCGUCACGUUAAACGAUCCGGAAGGGUUGAAUCGUGAUCUACCGCCACCAAACCGACCUGGAAUGAUUCCCAUAGAACCCUCACAGGAAGUGGCAAAACAAGAUCAUACGGUGGAGCAAGAAUUGACCGGUGAAACAGGAAUACCAGAGGACAAGGCGGAGGAAAGCCCAGAGAAAUCUUCAACCGACAACCUAGACUUGAACGAUUUAAUCAACGAUCCCUUUACGGAGGACACGGUCACAAUGUCGAGGAACGAGAGCCCGGGACUAACCGCAACCAAGACUGGGACGCCUCGAAUGCCAACACUGGCCUUGAAGCGAAUUUUCCCAAAACAAUCCGUUGCAAUGAAAUCGCCAAUCAACCUAGAACCGAGAGCGAAAGUACCCCCAACCGAGGUGAACAACGUGCUUCGACGUUCGUCGAUUACGAAACCACCGAUGGGCUUAAUUCCAGUGACUGGACUAUUGCCCACCGAUAAAGGAUCACUGGUAUUGAAACGGGUCAAGAUGCCAUCGCUAAUGGUGGAGCGUAAAAAUAGUUCGCUCACAAACACGAUGACGCAAACGGAAGAUUUGCGUGAUGGAGAGCAGGCAGAGAAUGAUGCACCAACCAGUACCAAGGUACUGGCCCUGCUCGAAUGCACACCGGGCAAUUUACAGCGUCUGCAGCGCAAACUGCAGGAUGAGGGUGGUGCACUAUGUCUUGACGAGCGCCUGUUACGAUUAGACGAGGAGGACGAACGUGAUAAAGCGAUGAACUCGGACAAGCAAGACGUACCAUUGGACAAGAACCGAUUCCUUACCGUUCGGAACGUUAACACAGACGAAUCCAUAUCGGUUAGCUAUGUUUGGCUGCGGGAUCACUGUCGUUGUAAGGAUUGUUACAAUGUGACGACGUGUCAACGUUCUAACUCCAUCCUCGAUUUACAAUUAAACAUACAGCUGGCGUCGUGUGAAAUUUGCGACCAAAAGAUCAAUAUCAUCUGGCAAGAUGGGCAUCGAUCGACGUAUGAUCUGCAUGUGGUGUUUGAUAAUCACGCCGACAGCUAUCGGAAACGGUUGGAAGAACAUCGAGCCCAGCUUGUCUUGUGGGAUCGUCAGCUGAUCACUGCCAGCUCACCCGGAUAUGCGCGUGUCACGCUAAACGAUCUUCUCUGUGAAGAUGCCGUCAUGCGGCAGGUCGUUAGUAGCCUGAUAACGUACGGAUUUGCUUUUAUUACCAAAGUCCCACCGAAUCAGCAGAGUACCGAGAUGGCCGUUAAGCGUAUCUUCCCCGUGCAACGGACACUGUUCGGUGACAUGUGGACGUUCAGCGAAAGCAAGAUGGAUCACAGUGAUACGGCUUACACGAACGGGUUUUUAGGACCACAUACGGACAAUACGUACUUUUGCGAUGCGGCCGGUUUGCAGGUUCUGCACUGCAUUCAGUUCAAUGGGCAGGGCGGCGAGACUGUACUGGUCGAUGGAUUCCGCGCAGCGGAACAGCUUCGUGAGAACGAUCCCGAUGCGUACAAUCGGUUGUGUGAGUAUCCGCUCGAGGCAGAAUACAUCGAGGAGGAUAAGCAUCAUCGAUAUGUGGCACCGGUCUUACGUAGACAUCCACUACUGCACGAUGCAGUCGAGCAGAUUCGCUUCAAUCCUUACGAUCGUGCCCCAAUGCGUACGCUAGCGCCUGUAAAGGUGCCACAGUUCUAUGCCGACUAUCAGCAGCUGGCAGCGGAUCUGCACCGAGAAGAGGUACAGUGGAAGUUUAAGCUAACACCGGGCACAGUGCUGAUCUUUGAUAACUGGCGUGUGCUACAUGGACGGAUGGCUUACACCGGCAAGCGUGUUAUGACCGGGUGUUAUGUAGCACGAAGCGAAUACCAGAGCGUUGCACGCACGAUGGAAUUGAUCGAGUGAGCCGGCGAGCUGUAUCAUCGCGUAAACCAACAUUUAAUACAUGACAAAAGAACUGCCUCGACGAGAGCCAGCAAUUUGGCUAGGAACAUUAAAAAAACCAUUAGUUGGUUAAUUUCAAAACGCUUAAAGAGCGUUUGAGGAGCAUAUUAUUUUAAAAGUUUUUAUUUUAUAGAUCCUUUCCUUUAUCCUAAGCGAAUUGGUAUAAUAUUACAAUAGGAGACUAAAAUAAAAUAGGUUUAAAUUUUAAAA
Anopheles funestus (African malaria mosquito) is the source of this 2937-nucleotide messenger RNA. RefSeq lists its product as uncharacterized. Gene Ontology annotation, molecular function: iron ion binding; trimethyllysine dioxygenase activity. Bases 538 to 2688 code for a protein of 716 amino acids. Gene Ontology annotation, biological process: carnitine biosynthetic process. Lineage: Eukaryota; Metazoa; Arthropoda; Insecta; Diptera; Culicidae. The transcript has 4 exons. Gene Ontology annotation, cellular component: mitochondrion. The record is from RefSeq and is a predicted model, not a curated record.